Sordaria macrospora k-hell is the source of this 714-nucleotide messenger RNA. RefSeq lists its product as uncharacterized. Lineage: Eukaryota; Fungi; Ascomycota; Sordariomycetes; Sordariales; Sordariaceae. The record is from RefSeq and is a predicted model, not a curated record.
AUGCUAGGACUCAAGCGACUCGCCCUUGUUGCGCUUUGCGCCAUCGAGAGCAUCACCCCCACCGUAUCAGCCAGAAGUCUUUUCAACCAUAGGGGCAUUCAGCACGAUGAUGCCCUCGACAAACGUCAAAGUCUCACCCAGAAGUAUUGUCCUUCGUCGACACCAGGAGCGGCUUGCUUCUCCGAAUUCACCGUAGCGGCUCAAAAGAUCACGUAUCGCAUCGCAAUCCCCGAAGUCGCCGCGGCCCCUUUCGAUAUUUUCCUCCAAAUCAUCGCGCCCAAAGCCACUGCGGGAUGGGCAGGAAUUGCGUGGGGAGGAAAGAUGAGUAAUAAUCCGUUGACGAUUGGGUGGGCGUUGCCGAAUGGGGGUGAUGGAUCGGUUGUUAGUUCGAGGUUUACGAGUGGCCACAGCGCCCCCAGCGCCUACUCUGGCGCGACCUACACCGUCCUUCCCACAACUACCGCCAAUGCUACGCACUGGCAGCUGGACGUGCUCUGCCAGGGUUGCAGCAAAUGGGCUAACAGCCAGCUGAACCCCAACGGAGCAAACGCAUUUGCUUGGGCCAAGGCUACUAAGGCGGUCGCCAACCCGGCGAGCAAUUCCAGCUCGUUCAGCAGCCAUGAUGGCAAGGCUGUAUGGUCGCAUGAUUUGAGUCUAGCCAGAGUGCCGCAAAGUGCGUUUGAUGCGCUGAUUGGGAAGGGUGUCGGGGCUUAG